AUGUCGUCCUGGUGGUGGGAUCAGUGGUCCCUGUUGAGCCCAAACGGUACCGUUGGUUCUAGCGGCCUUGACAACAAGGCCUGCUUCAACAGCUCAACGAAUACGGUCCUGAAGGGAGGUCAAUUUGGGGGUGUGCCUGUUGUGUUGCUGCUCAACUUCAGCUUCUUUUUGGUGUUGCUGAUCGUGUUCUCAAUCAUACGGAGGAAGUUCUGGGAUUAUGGACGUCUUGCGCUUGUUGCAGACAAUGAAGGGGUCACUGAGUCAGGACACCAACGUUAUAGACACAUGUCGUCUUGCGUGUCGACCGGAGAGGACCUCGAGUACGAAAUGGGCUUCUGUUCAUGGCUGCCUUUUAUCCUCAGAAUGGACGACGAAAAGAUAAAAGCCAGAUGCGGCAGCGAUGCCGUUCACUACUUGUCCUUUCAGCGACAUCUGGUCAUCCUGCUGCUGGUCAUUACGGUCACCUCCCUCGCCAUUAUAAUGCCUGUCAACCUGACGGGUGACCUGCUGGGCAACGAUCCGCGGAGUUUUGGAAGAACGACAAUUGGGAAUCUUCAAAAGGGAAACAACUGGUUGUGGCUUCACACAGUGUUUGCUGUCCUCUAUCUUGGCCUCACUGUUGUUCUGCUGCGGCGCCACACAUCGCAAAUGAAAGGCAUGGGCCAAGACACAGCCAGAAACACCUUGUUUGUAACAUCUGUCCCUAAAACGGCGACAGAGGAGAACGUAAAGACGCAUUUCAUAGAGGCGUACCCCACCUGUCAAGUGUGUGCGGUCAACAUUGCCUAUGAUGUGGCCAAGCUCAUGCACCUUGAUAAGGAAAGGGUUCGAGCUGGGAAAAACCUGCGUUACUAUGAGCGUGUCUUGGAGAAGACAGGGCAGCGAGGAAAAAUAUAUCCCCGCAUGUGCAGUUACCUUUGUUGCUGUGCCAACUGUGAAAAAGUGGACGCGAUCGAGUACUACAGCACAAAAGAAAAAGAUCUGCUGGAAGAGGUGCGGCAGCAGGUGGAAGUGGUGCCACAGCGCCCCCUGGGGCUUGCCUUUGUCACCUUGCAAACUGAGGCCAUGGCUAAGUACAUUCUAAAAGACUUCAACGCACUCGAAUGCGGAAAUAGAAGUUGCUGUUGCGGCCGAGAGCCUCAGCCUUCGAGCAACAGCGCAAGCCUCAAAGUGAGAAAGUGGAGGGUCAGCUUCGCACCCCAUCCCAGAAACCUUUAUUGGGACCAUCUAUCCGUGCAGGGCUUCUCCUGGUUCAUGCGCUACAUAAUGCUCAACUUCCUGCUAUUCUUCCUGCUCACCUUUCUUACAACGCCCACCAUCAUCAUCAACACCAUGGACAAGUUCAACGUCACCAUGCCCCUCUACUAUCUGAAUAGCCCGAUUAUCAGUCAGUUCUUUCCCACGUUCCUGCUGUGGUGCUUCUCCGCACUGUUGCCCACUAUUGUCUACUACUCCACGCUGGGGGAGGCACACUGGAGCAGGUCCAGCGAGCAGCUGAGCAUGAUGCACAAGCUAUACUUCUUCCUGCUAUUCAUGGUGCUCAUCCUCCCGUCGCUAGGACUCACCAGUCUCGCCUUGUUUUUCCGCUGGCUAUUUGACAAAGAGUUUCUCACAGAUGGGAAGACGAGGUUUGAAUGUGUGUUCUUACCUGACCAAGGGGCGUUUUUCGUCAACUACGUGAUCGCAGCCGCCCUGGUGGGCUCGGCCAUGGAUCUGUUGCGGCUUCCUGGUUUGCUGCUUUACACCAUCCGCCUAGCAAUCGCACACUCGGCCGCUGAAAGGAAAUACGUCAAACAGAACCAAGCCUAUGAGUUUGAAUACGGCGCAAUGUAUGGCUGGAUCCUUUGUGUGUUUACUGUCAUCAUGGCAUACAGUGUCAUUUGUCCCAUUAUUGUGCCUUUUGGUCUCCUAUACAUGACACUGAAGCACCUGGUGGACAAGCACAACUUGUAUUUCGCCUACUUGCCAACACGUCUUAACCGCCAAGUCCACCUGAAGGCAGUUAAUCAAGCUCUGGCCGCACCAAUCAUUUGCCUAAUAUGGCUUUAUUUCUUUUCCGUCCUCAGAACAGGUUUCCGGACACCCACUUCCCUGUUUACACUUGUUGUGCUCGUCAUCACAGUCUUCAUCUGCCUCAGCUAUACCUGUUUUGGCCAUUUUAAAUACCUCAGUCCACAUAAUUAUGUGGUUAAGGAAGAAGAUGAGGACACAACUGCGGCUGGAGAGGACAACACCAUGGUUUACCUUCCCAGAGUGCUAAAUCCUAAAUCCUCAGCAGGGACUCCAAAGUUCGCGCCGACCCAUCAGUCGUACGGUUCCACAGAGGACAGCCAAGAAUGCAGCACCAGUUCUGUGCAGCAAAGACUGCACUUCAUGAGAGUGCUCAGGAAGGAGCAACUCGACACCAACCUGCUGGUGACCUUCGACCAGUCAUCCAUUAAGAGUCUGCUGACUUAUGCUGUGCCAGUGUGGCACUCAAGCUGCACAGAAGCAGGUAGUAGAAGACUGCAGAGGGUGAUCAAAACAGUACAGAUGGUCAUCAGCUGCCCCCUUCCUCCCUUGUCCACCAUGUUAAACUCUGUGCCUAGGAAGGACAAGAAGCAUCAUAAGAGACUAUGUAAAGCCUAUCUUCCACCUCUUCAACCUGUUGCCCUCUGA
Molecule: messenger RNA, 2658 nt
Organism: Nerophis lumbriciformis (worm pipefish)
Lineage: Eukaryota; Metazoa; Chordata; Actinopteri; Syngnathiformes; Syngnathidae
Source: RefSeq, a predicted model, not a curated record